Molecule: messenger RNA, 561 nt
Organism: Colletotrichum aenigma
Lineage: Eukaryota; Fungi; Ascomycota; Sordariomycetes; Glomerellales; Glomerellaceae
Product: Adrenodoxin-like protein
Exons: 3
Coding region: 1-561 (186 amino acids)
Biological process (GO): P450-containing electron transport chain; positive regulation of oxidoreductase activity
Cellular component (GO): mitochondrion
Molecular function (GO): 2 iron, 2 sulfur cluster binding
Source: RefSeq, a predicted model, not a curated record
AUGUCUUCCACCAGAUCUCUCUACAGGCUCGCCGCCAGCGCAAGCAGGCAGGCUCGUCCUUUGCAGAAGCAAACCCGAUCCGUCUUCAGCUCGACAGCACCCUCAAGGACGAUACGGUCAUUCGCACUCAACAAGCUUCAAUUGCCCUCGGCGCGCAGCUUCUCCGUCUCGGCCUUCAAGUCGCAUGGCCACAUUACCCCUCCCAAGGCGGGCGAAGAGCUCUAUGUCACUUUCAUCGACAAGGACGGCGACGAGUACAAGAUUGCCGUCAGCGAAGGAGACAACCUCCUUGACAUCGCGCAAGAUAAUGACUUGGAGAUGGAGGGUGCGUGUGGAGGCUCCUGCGCCUGCUCGACCUGCCAUGUUAUUGUUGUCGACGAGGAGCACUACGACAAGAUGCCCGAGCCCGAGGAUGACGAGAACGACAUGCUCGACCUCGCAUUCGGCCUGACCGAGACGAGUAGGUUAGGAUGUCAAGUCACGAUGACAAAGGAGCUCGACGGUCUCAGGGUCAAGCUGCCGUCCAUGACCCGCAACCUCCAGGCCAGCGACUUCUCAUAA